AUGCUUUCUAUGGGGCAGCCAUUUUUUCGCUUCCGGAAAGGGAGAAAAAAUCGCAGAUGGAGGAAGACGAACCGCCAACGAACGGCCGAGGGCAACGGCAGCAGCGUUGGCAAAAGAGCUUCGGCCAGCAGAGACCCGCCCCCCUCGGCCGCCGCCAUGCCGGGCUCCGAUUCGCCGGCCUCCGACUCGGCCCCGCCCAGCGAGGAGGCCCCGCCCCCGGCUGCCCCCCAAGUGACCGUCAAGACCGAGACCCCCGACGACUUCGCCUGGCCCCACGGCGGCCCCACGGAGCCCCGCAAAGGGGGCCGUGGGGCAGCCCCAGCCGAGAUCUGCGUCGUCCUGGGCGGGGUCCGCAGCCAGCAGACCCUGGGUAAGCUAGGCUCCUACGAGUGCGGGAUCUGCGGCAAGAAGUACAAGUACUACAACUGCUUCCAGACCCACGUCCGGGCGCACCGAGACACGGAAGUGGCAUCGGGCGAAAGCGCUUCCCAAGGCAACAACUUCCGCUACACCUGCGACAUUUGCGGGAAGAAGUACAAAUACUACAGUUGCUUCCAGGAGCACCGCGAUCUCCACGCGGUCGACGAUCCCUACGACCAGGCCAUGGUCGCCAAAGACGAGGUGAAGGAAGAGGAUCCGGAACCCUUCCAGAAGAUCGGCCCAAAAACCGGCAGCUACACGUGCGAAUUCUGCGGCAAGCAAUACAAGUACUACACUCCCUACCAGGAACACGUCGCUCUGCACGCGCCAAUCAAAUAUUCCCGCUCGCCGCUCCUGGUGGCGGUCAAGACGCACGCCGGGAAGAAGGGGCCGGCGCCCUCGGCGUCAAUCAUCCGUUGCUCCGCCCUCUUGCACCGGGCGCCGUCGGGCGCCUCCCAGCUCCAGAUGUUCCGGGCGCCGAAUUCGGGAUCUCCGGGGAGCAAGGCCACCACAGAGAGCGUCUUCAGCCGGAGGGUUGAGAGCAAGUUGCAGAACAACUACGACGAAACCAACUCCAGCUCCCAGAACUCCAGCGAGCCCUACACUUGCGGCGCCUGCGGGAUCCAGUUCCAGUUCUACAACAACCUGCUGGAGCACAUGCAGUCGCACGCCGCCGACAACGAGAACAGCCUGGCCUCCCCUCCGCCCCGCUCUCCUCCGCCCGCCGCCCCCGAAGAAAAAUGGAAGCCGCCGGCGCCCCAAGAGGCCCAGAACAACGGUGAGUCCCGGGUCCCGGACAAGGAGCGCCAAGCCCUGGCCGAGCGCCUCCUCCGCCUGGCCUGCGCCGAGCCGGCCCUGCUGCCCGCCCUCUCCGGCCCCGACUUCCAGAAGCUGGCGCAGGCCCUGGUCGACAGCGGCGCCCAACACGGCGCCCACCCGGUCGCCAACACCCUGGGCAACCUGGGCGCCUUGGCCCUCCAGCACCUCCCGCGCCUCUACAACCAGGCGAAGGUCAAAGUCACCUGCGCCCUGGGCGCCGCGCGCGGCAUCGGCGUCACCUGCCACGCCCACCCCGGCGGCCAUGUUCUGGCGGCGCACCGCGCCGAAGGCGGGCGCCUGCGCAGCUACGUCCUGGCCGUCCGCCUCGAACCCGGCGCCGGCGCCGAGCCGGUCCACCUGUGGGCGCAGAACGUCCUGUCGGAGUUCGUGGCGCCCGAGACCCGCGCCGCCUUCGUGGGCGACGGCGCCGGGUUCGGGAAGGGCGGGCUCAGCCUGCGCUGCGCCGGCUGCGCCCUCAACGCCGCCGUGGCCGGCGUGCUGAGCCAGAGGGCGCUGCAGGCGCGCGGCAUGCCGGAGGUGGCCGAGCUGUUGGCAACCUGCGUCGACCUGGUGGGGAGCGCCAACGUCCACCGGGCCGGGAGUUAUAGCGUCACCACGCCGCCCUGCUGGCAUUCUCCGGCGGACGCCUUGCUUGCGGCGCACGAGUGGCAGGAGCGUGGCAACCUUGGGAGUCGUAGCGCCGGGGCGGAGGAGCGCCUGAACCGGGCGCUGCUGGGCAACCUGGCGGCGCUGCUGGCGCCCGUCAAGCAGGCGGUGGCCGAACUGGGCGCCGAGGGGCGUCCGACGCUCCAACUGGUGUUGCCAACUUAUGCCCGUUUGGAGAAGCUCUUCACCGCCAAGGCGGGCGACGCCGGGGUCGUCAGCAAGCUCUGCCACCUCUUCCUGGAGGCCCUGAAGGAGAACUUCAAAUUGCACCCGGCCCACAAGGCGGCCAUGUUGCUGGACCCGCGCCAGAAGCUGCGCCCGGCGCCAACUUACCAGCACGACGAGAUCGUCGCCCACGUCUGCCAGCUGAUGGCCGACCAGCCGGAGCUGGAACCCGGCGCCGCCAAGAAGGCGCGGGUGGCGGGAGACGUAGCGCCGCCGGGCGCCGAGGAGGCGGAGGUCUACGCCUAUCUGCAGGAGGCGCCGGCGGCGGCGCCAACUGACCUCCUCCAGUACUGGGCCGGCGCCGCCGCGCACCCGCGUCUGGCCAGGCUGGCGCUGUGGCUGCUGGCGGUGCCGGCCGUCGGCGCCCGGGUCGGGUGCGCCCGCUUGUGCGAAGAGGCGCAGGGGAUGAGGAGGCGGAGGGUGCUGGGGGCGGAGGACGCCAACAAGCUGCUGUUUCUGAGGGCGAAUAUGUUGUGA
Messenger RNA from Podarcis raffonei (Aeolian wall lizard), 2607 nucleotides. It is a transcript of the gene ZNF618, whose product is annotated as zinc finger protein 618. The record is from RefSeq and is a predicted model, not a curated record. The coding region runs from base 1 to 2607 and encodes 868 amino acids. The transcript has 15 exons. Lineage: Eukaryota; Metazoa; Chordata; Lepidosauria; Squamata; Lacertidae.